This is a messenger RNA of Durusdinium trenchii, 534 nucleotides long. The record is from the annotation of a GenBank genome assembly. Lineage: Eukaryota; Dinophyceae; Suessiales; Symbiodiniaceae.
AUGGGCUUACACACCUUACGGAAGUCCUUGGCCAUCAUUCCCCAGGACCCGGUGGGCUUCACGGGCACCGUCCGCUUCAACUUGGAUCCCUUCGACCAGCAUAGCGAUCAAGCCAUUUGGGAAGAGCUGGAGAAGGUGCAAUUGAAGUCCUAUUUUCAAGCGCAAGAAGGUCAACUUCAAUUCCUGCUCGCGCAAGGCGGUGAGAACUUGUCGGUGGGUCAACGGCAACUCUUGUGUUGUGCCCGUGCUUUGAUCCGUGGCACUCGGAUCUUGGUCUUGGAUGAAGCGACGGCCUCGGUGGAUUUUACGACUGAUGCAUUGAUCCAGAAGAUUUUACAGAAAGAAGUGAAGACCAAGCACCUCACCACGCUCACCAUCGCCCACCGCAUUCAAACGGUGCUGGGCGGCGAUCGCGUCCUCGUGGUGCAAGAGGGUCGGGCGGCGGAGUUUGGAGCGACCGAGGUCCUACGCCAGGAUCCGCAGUCGAUGUUCUACACCUUCGUCCAAUCGGCCACUGCCAGUGGGCAGCUUUGA